UGAGAACGUACUCAGCUGAGUUGAUUUUAUUGCAAUAGAUUAAAAUGUCUGCUUUGUAUUUUAUUGCUGUGUUAGCCGUCAACUUAUUUCUGUCGUUUGGCCUUAAAGUUGAUAUGACCAGAGAACACUUUUACCAUGGGAAAAGUUUAUUUUGUGCACAACUCCAGUGUACAGAAAACAUAACAGAAGACACUCAGAUGUCAGCUCUUGUCAACAUGUCAGUCUAUAGGAUCAGUGAAUCUGAAGGGAAGAUUUUGUUGGCGUCUAUUUCAGGAUCUGAUUCAAAGGUUCGCGAUUAUAAAAUAUCUGGGAUAUUAUCUGAGGGCAAACUUUCCAAACAUCACGGAGAACUGGUCUUGUCUUUCUCCUAUACUUCAGCCUGUAAUUUACACCAGUAUAAAUGUCAAGUAUAUUUUACCAAUAAGACAGGAGACACUGGAAUGCUAGAGAACAGAACAACGUCUUACAAAAGAGAGAAAAUAAAGAAAUCUGUUUUGCUGAUGAAUUUGAAAGCUGAAACUUUGAACUACGUGAAAACUGUGGACACAAUGGCAGAUUUUCUGAAAUCGUUUGAAGAUCCAGAAAAACUAAAAGGUGCAGACAUGUCAAUGUCCUUACAGAUGUCACAUUCAGCUAGAGAUGGGUACAGUGACGACAAGGCUCCGAUUCCAUCAUCUACAGAGUUAAACAACAGUAACGAACACAUUAGCUCUACUAAUACUGUAGAUGUGCUUGGUGCCAAGAUAAAUAACAUCACAGAACAAAUGAAAACAGUGAAUAACAAAGUUGAAGCAAUAGAAAUGAAAGUCAACGAUACCAUUACAAGAAACGACCAAAUGAACCAAUUGGUAGAGGCUGUAAAUAUAACUUUACAAGAGAUUAAAAUCGACUUAGACACUCAUCCUAUGAUAGUACGGCUAACACGUCAGUGCAACAAGGAUGGCAAAACAAAUCUGAUGGAUCGAAUCAUCAUAAUACUUGAUAAAGGAAAAGAGGCUUUGUGUGACACAAAAACUGAUGGUGGAGGCUGGAUCAUCAUACAGAGACGUAUUUUGGGAGACGUCAAUUUUACCAGAGAUUGGAACGCCUAUAAACAUGGAUUUGGUUCAAUGGCUGGAGACUUCUGGCUUGGGAAUGACUGGAUCUCUAACCUGACCAUGAUGGGCUACAAUAAACUGAGAAUCGACAUGACUCAAAAAGGUAAACAGUACUACGCCCAUUUUGGUUAUUUCAAGGUAGAAAAUGAAGCAGCGUCGUAUAGAAUGAGCUUGUCGUCAUUCAGUGGAAACUUUCAAAACAAUAACGGCCUUAGCUACGUUAAUGGUAUGAAGUUUUCUACACUGGACAGAGACAACGAUGCGUACAGCGAAGAUUGUGCUGCAUUGUGUAAAGGUGGUUGGUGGUAUAGAGACUGUCAGUAUGUGAACUUAAAUGGCAUCUGGGGAAUAACAGACCGUAAUCGAGGAAUAAACUGGUAUCUGAUAUCAAGUGAUGGAGAAACUUUGGACUCAGUUGAGAUGAAAGUACGCAUAGUCUGAACUAUUUAAAAUGCAUGAUGUUGUAUACUAUUCUUAUUCAUAAAUUGUAUAGCAUCAAGUAAACAUUUGGUGGACAUGAACAUGUAACAAUUUUACAGAAAUUAAAAAACGCAAGUGUUAACGCAAAAGUUGAACACAACAAAGUUGGAAAAGAAACUGAUAAAACACUAAAGACUACUAGCUGAAAGCUAACUUAUAAUUAUCACCACACAACAAGUAUAAAAACAGUAAAAAUAAUGCACUGCUAUAAUAAUGGUAUAAAGUUUUCUACCAACGAUAAAGGCUUAUAUAACAGCAGAAAUUG
Physella acuta is the source of this 1842-nucleotide messenger RNA. RefSeq names its product angiopoietin-related protein 7-like. NCBI's taxonomy places the organism in Eukaryota, Metazoa, Mollusca, Gastropoda, Physidae. The record is from RefSeq and is a predicted model, not a curated record.